Rana temporaria (common frog) is the source of this 2786-nucleotide messenger RNA. RefSeq lists its product as uncharacterized. The record is from RefSeq and is a predicted model, not a curated record. The transcript is spliced from 5 exons. The coding region runs from base 1 to 732 and encodes 243 amino acids. NCBI's taxonomy places the organism in Eukaryota, Metazoa, Chordata, Amphibia, Anura, Ranidae.
AUGGCUUCAGAAAUGUUUAACUCCGUUGUCGCCGUCGUGCUGCUGGUCGUCCCUGUCGGCUGUGCCAUCAUUCCAGAGGUGAACGACGACCCAUGCGUCGAUCUGAUAUUCUGUACAUUGAAGUGGGAGAAUAAUUACUGUGAAUUUUAUCAUGGUUCAGACUUUGUAAUAACAUAUGACAGAACUACAUGGAACAUUGCACAGAAGCUAAAGAACAGGUCCACCAUCAUUAAAUAUGGUGACUACGAGUGUGCGACCAUCAAAAACCUGCAGGAGAGCGACACCGGGGACUACGCACUGCAUAUCUCCAAAGAAGAUGGGGAACGGCGCUUGAGAAAGACCUUUUCAUUGAGUGAUGGUGUCCUCAAAUGCCUCCUCAAUGUUAGUGAUUUCAAUGUGAACACGUCCAGGAUUGGGGUCGACCUGCCGAUCUACAGGAGAAAAAAUUACACUGAGAUGCCUGAAGCACUGAGACUGACUGCAAGGAAUGGCAAAAUGCCAAAAGAUUUCAGUUUGGGCUUGGUGCUCACAGCACAGGAUCUGGCCAAUGAGGGGUCUAUGGAUGUCACCACACCAACAGCAACGACCCCUCCCCCAGGAAAUGCAAAAAUUUAUACAAAAAUGCAUACAAUAAUCAUCAUUGUGGCGGUGGUGGUGGUCAUUUAUAUUGGCGCCAUUGUCAAAUGUUACUGUACCAGUGAAAACGGAGCUGCAAUUCACAACCAGCCUUAAAGUCAUCUCUCAAGGAAUUAAAGUCCGUUAUCUCAUUGGAUUUAUGAAGCAAUAUAGAAAAAAGCAACAACGUUCAACAGAAUUUCCAGUCUUCCUACACCAGAAAAUGUUGGAGUACCAAACUCCAAAAUUGGUGUCAUUAAUUCAGACUUUUUAAUUUUAACAACUUUUAAGACAACUCUCUGAGGUCCAGUGGUGCCAAGUAGACAUCGGCCAAAUGUACAAUAGGAAGAGGAGAGUUAUUGGUAACCUAUGAAAUUAACUGGACCUUCAAUUUCUGCCUGUGGUACUCUCUGCUCCCCCCUGGACAUAUAGCUAUACCAGAACUGACCUUAGAGGGCGCACUUGUCUUAUUCUGUUACUUACGCAUAUUUAUUAUCGCCAAAGUGCCAAAACCUCCACUGUUGCUGCUGAGAUUUGGCUAGUUAAUCCUUGGGGUACUGGAGUUAAAUGUUUUGUACUUUUUUAUAUAUGAUAUGGUCUGUAUUAUUAGCGAUUUCUUUUUUUUUUUUCUUUUUUUAUAUGACAUGCAAACAAAUCGUGAGUGAAAUAUCUUUAUAGCUGUUAUAUCAUUCUAAUCACACACCCAGAAACAUAGAAAACAUACUGGUGUUAAAUAAUUGAAAGCUACACAUUUGCAAAAAGGAUUACCACUCAAAGCCCUUUCCAUGCUUAUUUUUAUUUUAAGCAUUAAUUAGUAAUAAUAUUUUUUUGUUUUCUGACGUAUAUUCGUAUGUUCUUUUACGACCUCUCAACUCUGCUGCUGUCAAUAGGUCUAAAAUAGGGAUGGAGAAGCAAUAGAAUAAAGCUGUUGGGUGUGAAUAAUCUGCCCUCCGUAGAGGUUGGUAACUGGCACAAUUUGGGGUUUGCCAAUGCCCCUUUUUGGGCUCCAGACUACAAAUUUCUACAUAUGCAAGUUUUCCGAAUCUGCAAUUACAGGGUUUAUCUAGGUUUCAUUGCUUUAAAUAGAUUGUAAUUAUCUGAAGCCCCUGAAAAGGGGGAUUUGUAAACCCUGAAUUGUGUUGGUAUCCACCUAAUACAACCUGAUAUUUUUUUAUUUAUUCUUUUGGUACUAAACACUUUUUUUUUUUUUUUUUUUUUCUCUUUUGCACUUAAAGUUUUAACUCAAGGUUUCUUAGCAGGCAGAGGGACUUGAGAUUCUAGGAGCUGCCUAUUUGGUAUAUUGUCUCUAAGACUUGAAUCUGUUUUACCACAUUGUAUUUCUUACAUUAUUUUUUUUUUAAAUGCCUGCUCUGCCAUCAUCCUAUGGUCAUAAUAUUUUGUAUGAAGAUAUUUAGGCGCGCUCUCUACUGGUUAUUUGUAUGGUACAUACCUGCUGAGACACCCAUAGUUACGUGAGCUCCUGCUUAGAAUUUUUUUAUAGUGGACUUCAGGUUUAUUUAUUAUACCAAAGAUGCGUUUCAUGGCUAAAAUAUAUUGCUUCCUCACUUUUAUAAUGUUAAACAAGAAUCCAUAAAUGAAAACGAUUCUGAAGGCCGAAGGUUCACACAUUUUAUAAUAAAGAGAGACCUAUUAAUAUAUUGAAAAAUAGAUUACCACUGAAUUUGUAUUGAAAUACCAAGGGGCUUGUCCCAGAUAAAGUAUUAAAAAUGUAAAUAUAUAUAAUAUAUAUACAUAUUAAAACACGAAAAACUCUUUGAAUAGAAGCAACGAUGCACUAUCUGGGUCCAUGCACACUGGGCUUGAACAAUUUUUUUUUUUUUUUGGUAGAUAAAUGCGCUCACAUAGUGAUUUUUAUUUAUUUUGUACAGGCAUUUUGCCAGAAAAAACACUCAAAGGGAAAACCAGAUCAUUAUUAUGAAUUUAGCAUUAAUUACAUUUUGCCAUUAAAAGAGCACUUUAGACACACCAAAAAGGGUGCUUCUGUUAACUUACCAAAGUCUUUUAAUAUGUAGAUGUACUGUUUGUGAUAUAAAUGUUUUUUAUAUGCAAAUGUAGAUUUAAUAUUUACCCUUCUUUUAAAGAUGAUGAUGUUUCUACGCUGACAAUCAUGUUGUUUAUCUGCCAUUUAUAAAGCACACAAUCUGAUGUGC